AUGCGUCUCCUUAAUACAGCUACACGCAAACUGGAACAAUUCUUCGGGGACAAGAUCCCGCAGUAUGCGAUCCUUUCGCAUACCUGGGGAGAGGAUGAAGUAUCCCUCCAGGAUCUUGAGAGGGUCGACACGGAACUAAAGGCGGGAUACCAAAAGAUCAAAAACACCUGCUCUCUGGCCGCAGCUCACGGAUUCGACUAUGUCUGGAUCGAUACUUGCUGUAUUGACAAGACAAGCAGCGCCGAGCUUUCAGAAGCUAUUAACUCUAUGUAUCGCUGGUAUGAAGGAUCCGGGCUAUGCUACGCCUACCUUGAGGAUGUAUCGUCGAGACCGUUCAAUCGAGCCUUCGAACUUUGGCAAAGCAGAUGGUUUACCCGAGGAUGGACCCUACAGGAGCUUAUUGCUCCUGCAAUUGUACUAUUUCUCAGCAAGGAAUGGGAAGAAAUAGGGACUAAAUCAAGCCUGCGAAAAUAUAUCCAGAAAAUCACCCGUGUACCGAUCAACAUUCUCGAGGGAGAUGAUCUUGAAUCGGCCAGUGUCGCACAACGAAUGUCAUGGGCAGCAGAGAGGCAAACGACAAGGGUUGAAGACAUCGCCUAUUGUUUAAUGGGUAUCUUUGACGUGAACAUGCCCCUUCUGUAUGGAGAAGGAGAUAGGGCUUUUAGGCGGCUUCAAGAGGAAAUUAUGAAGGUCUCAGAUGACCAGAGCCUCUUCGCUUGGGACACCAAGUGGAGACGUCCUUGUUUUCUUGCUCCCUCGCCACGCUUUUUCUACGAAGUCGGCGAUAUUGUCCCCUUAAGGACUUCUAGCGGGGCCAUCUCAAUGAACAAUGAAGGAAUUCAUUUGAAGGUCUCAAUGGGGUUUGAGGGGUAUGCCAUCCUUCAGUGUGCAAAAAAGGAUCGUCGAGUGGCAGUUCCUGUACAAUCUAUACUCGGAAAAGAGGGGCAUUUCAAGAGAGGAUGCGCGAGGUCCCUGAAGUUUCUGGAUUCAAGUGAGCUCAAAAAUGUUCAACUUUCCACGAAAACCAUUUGCAUGCAAGCAGAGCGCUUAAGACCCCAGAGAGUCCGACCGCUUGUAGCAACUGCUGAAAACGGAAACAAAAUCGUGGUGGAAACACUGCUGGAGAAGGGUGUCCACACACGCUCUAAGGAUCAUGAACAUCGAAGGGCGCUAUUGCGGGCGGCUGAGAAUGGACAUGACGCGAUCGUUGAACUACUCCUCGAGGAUUGCGCCGGUCUAUAUACUCAGAAUGAUCUCAAUGAGAUACUAAUGCAUCUGGUAACGAAGGACGGACACCAUGCAGCAGUCAAAUUACUACUCAAGAAUGGCGCCGACCCAGGUACUCGGGUCUCUAUAACCCAACUUCUACUAACGCGGGCAGCGAUCAACGGAAACGAGGCAGUAGUCAAAUUACUACUCAAGAAUGGAGCCUACCCACACAUUCGAGAUUAUUGA
This is a messenger RNA of Exophiala spinifera, 1455 nucleotides long. RefSeq lists its product as uncharacterized. Gene Ontology annotation, molecular function: protein binding. The record is from RefSeq and is a predicted model, not a curated record. NCBI's taxonomy places the organism in Eukaryota, Fungi, Ascomycota, Eurotiomycetes, Chaetothyriales, Herpotrichiellaceae. The coding region runs from base 1 to 1455 and encodes 484 amino acids. The transcript has a single exon.